This is a messenger RNA of Sorghum bicolor (sorghum), 1378 nucleotides long. Its product is annotated as bidirectional sugar transporter SWEET14. The coding region runs from base 187 to 1056 and encodes 289 amino acids. Gene Ontology annotation, biological process: carbohydrate transport. Gene Ontology annotation, cellular component: membrane. The transcript has 6 exons. The record is from RefSeq and is a predicted model, not a curated record. Gene Ontology annotation, molecular function: sugar transmembrane transporter activity. Lineage: Eukaryota; Viridiplantae; Streptophyta; Magnoliopsida; Poales; Poaceae.
AGCAAGCAACUCCUCCAGUAGUAGUUGUCACCUAGCUCCUCUCUUCGUUCUCACUGAGAAGAAGGAUCAAGUGCUUAUAAGCAAGCUACCUGCAGCUUGGCAUACAAAUCCUUGGCCAAGGUAGCUAGCCUACUGAUCUAUAUACAAACUCCUCAUAAACGCUCGUACCAAAGCAAAGAUCUCCAAAUGGCUGGCCUGUCUCUACAGCAUCCCAUGGCCUUCGCCUUCGGCCUCCUCGGCAACAUCAUCUCCUUCAUGACCUACCUGGCACCACUGCCGACGUUCUACCGGAUCUACAAGAGCAAGUCGACGCAGGGUUUCCAGUCGGUGCCGUACGUGGUGGCCCUCUUCAGCGCCAUGCUGUGGAUCUACUACGCGCUGCUUAAGUCCAACGAGUUCCUGCUCAUCACUAUCAACUCCGCCGGCUGCGUCAUCGAGACCCUCUACAUCGUCAUGUACCUCCUCUACGCCCCCAAGAAGGCAAAGCUGUUCACGGCCAAGAUCUUGCUCCUCCUGAACGUGGGCGUGUUCGGCCUCAUCCUCCUCCUCACCCUGCUCCUCUCCGCCGGACAGCACCGCGUCGUCGUCCUCGGCUGGGUCUGCGUCGCCUUCUCCGUCAGCGUCUUCGUCGCGCCACUCAGCAUCAUCCGUCAGGUGGUGCGCACACGGAGCGUAGAGUUUAUGCCCUUCUCGCUCUCGCUCUCCCUCACCGUCAGCGCCGUCGUCUGGUUCCUCUACGGCCUGCUCAUCAAGGACAAAUACGUUGCCCUGCCAAACGUGCUCGGCUUCAGCUUCGGUGUCGUCCAGAUGGGCCUGUACGCGCUCUACCGCAACGCGACGCCCAGGGUGCCGCCGGCCAAGGAGGUGACCGACGACGACGCGGCGGCGGACGGCACCUUCAAGCUGCCCGGCGAGCACGUGGUGACCAUUGCCAAGCUGACCGCAGUACCUGCCGUGUCUCCGCAGCUCCAGGAGGAGGCCAAGCCGGCCGACAACGGCACGACGCCGGCGCCGGCGCCGGCAAACGAUGUCCAACUCAACGCCGAGCAAGUCUAGAUUUCCCUCUCGCUCUCAAAACAUGCGUAUAGAUGUGUAUCCGGGUAGGUCAUAAAUUAAGCCGCCGCACGUGAAGUGGGCAAAAGCCGUGCGUGCCUCUCUGCAUGCGCAGUAUGGCACUACACGCACACAUGAUCGAUCGAGCUGCUGUGAAAGGGAUGAAAACGAGACUGAGAGAACCACCAGGAAGGGGGGUAGGGUCUCGCCCCGGGUCGUCGUAGUAGUUUGCGUCUGUCUGCUGCUGGUGCUUCAUUUCGUUCUCGCCCCCAUUGCAUGAUGUAUUGAUUUUAUUACCUUGUUAUUAUAGUUCUUGGCUAUUAAA